UGAAUGUCAGUACAGCGAUGAAAGUGUAAGUUCAUUGUUAACCGGCACUGCUUCGCCAGGGAUCGUUUCUGCAAUCGAAAUAUCGCUAUCAGAAGGCAAGGAUCAAGGACUGACUGUCAAAAGUCCACGUAAUCAGGUCCAGGUAAUCGUGAAAAUGUCAUCGGAAGAGCCACUAGUCGUCGAGGCUGUGCACCUCUACGAGAAAGAGAAUGCAACCGCCCAUCGAACUAUCAAUUACGAGCUCGUGCACUUGGAUCCUCCGACACCUGUCCUCCGAAGAGGUCAGGCUUUCAACGUCGCCCUAAGAUUCAACCGUGAAUAUGUGGACGAAACGGACAUAGUGCGAUUGCUGUUCAGUUUUGGCCCUAACCCUAACGUUCUAAAGGGCACCAGAGGGAUCAACACUGUUACGAACAGGGACAGUUACCUGACUGAUCUGGAGGCAUGGGGUGUACGCAUGGUCAGCGUCAGCGGCAUGGAUCUGUCUGUGGAGGUCAGAAGUCCCGUUGACAGCCCCAUAGGUCUGUGGCAACUGAACGUAGAGACCACCACCCUUGGCAGAAAGAAGCCCCCAAAUACCUACAACUACGAGAAAGAUAUUUAUCUGCUCUUCAAUCCGUGGCUGAAAGAGGACCUCGUGUUCAUGGAGGAUGAACAGCUUUUGGAUGAGUACGUUUUGAACGAUGUUGGUAAAGUGUGGGUCGGUCCAUGGGGAAGUUCUCGUGGCAGGGAGUGGGUGUUCGGUCAAUUCGAUGCCUGCGUGCUUCCAGCUUGUCAAUUGUUACUGGAAAGAUCUGGCAUUAAGGCUGUUUCCAGAGGAGACCCUGUCAAGAUGUGCCGAGCUAUUUCAAGAAUCAUAAAUUCGAACGACGACAAAGGCGUGAUCACGGGUCGCUGGGACGGAGAAUAUGGCGAUGGCACUGCGCCCGCAGCGUGGACCGGAAGCGUCCCGAUUCUGGAGCAAUUUUUGGAAACUGGCGAAUCGGUCAAGUAUGGUCAAUGCUGGGUGUUCGCCGGCGCCGUGACCACCGUGUGUCGAGCCCUUGGGAUACCAUCCAGGGUGGUUUCGAAUUUAGUGUCGGCCCACGACGCGAACGCCUCCUUGUCGGUCGAUCGUUAUUACGACAAAGACAACGAGGAGCUCGAGUACGAUCCUAACAACCUCGAAGGCGAGGAUUCCAUUUGGAAUUAUCACGUUUGGAACGACGUUUGGAUGGCCAGGCCAGACUUGCCAAAGGGUUACGGUGGCUGGCAGGCGAUCGACUCGACCCCCCAAGAACCAUCGGAGGGAUUUUAUCAAUGCGGGCCAGCUUCGGUGGAAGCUGUCAGACAGGGUGCUGUUGGCUACAACUAUGACGUGACGUUCAUGGUGGCAUCCGUGAACGCUGACAUUAUGAGAUGGAAAGAAGACCCGGAGAGUGAGCUGGGUUACUCGAAGAUUGACUGUAAUAAAUACCACAUUGGUCGCAUGAUCCUGACGAAAGCACCUUGGAUCUUCGAUCCCAAUGGCGACAGAGACAGGGAAGACAUAACGUCGCUGUACAAGGCGAAGGAAGGAAGCGAAGUUGAACGAUUAACGCUGUACAGAGCCGUGCGUAGCACCGAGGUGGCGAAAAGGUUCUACUCUCUACCAUCACCGGGAAAAGAGGACGUCGAAUUCGAUCUCGAAGACCUCGAACGCGUGAACAUCGGCCAACCGUUCGCAGUGACAGUGCACAUUAAGAACAAAUCGAACCAACCACGAACCAUCCAAGCCAUCCUAUCGGCUGGUAGCGUCUACUAUAACGGAGUCAAGGCUAAUCUGGUGAAAAGAGCGGCUGGCGACUUUGUCCUUCAACCAAACGCCACCGAACAGUUGAGGCUGACAGUCACAGUGGACGAUUAUUUAGACAAGCUGGUGGAGUAUUGCAUUAUGAAACUGUACUGCAUCGCCACGGUCAAGGAAACUAGGCAGACAUGGGCCGACGAGGAUGACUUCCAGGUCUUAAAACCAAGCAUCAAGGUUAAGAUCGACGAUGAACUAAUUGUAGGAAAGCCUUCGACGAUCAGUCUCAGUUUCAAGAAUCCUUUGAAGAGGAGAUUGACAGAGUGCGUGUUCAAUUAUGCCGGACCUGGACUCUUAAAGAACAAAACACUAAUGUUCAGGGAUGUUGAUCCAGAAGAAGACGUCUAUGUGGAGCACCAGCUGGUCCCGCAGAAGUCUGGACCACAGAAGAUCAUCGCCACUUUCACCUCGAAGCAGUUGUUAGACAUAACAGGAUCGGCUGUCAUCGACGUCCUCGACGAGGACGAAUAAACCUGUUCGAAUCUUUACGAUACGAUCAUGUUUCCGAUCUCCUUUCGAUGCACAACGAUUGAACGAAUAUUGAAUACGUUCAUCGAGUCGUCACGAUUCACAGUUACAGAAGUAUUCGUUUCCGGUCGAUGACGAACACCGGAUUAUAGACAUCUUACUCGAUGAUACACUGUCUACGUCCACACGUGUUAGGAUUACGAAUGUUGUGCGUGUUUAGGUAAAGGUUGAGAUCAUACCUUGGAAAAGAGAUUAUGUAACCCUAGAGAACAGAAAGGACCUAAAAAUAACCGAGAACGUAGGUUCUUAUACAUUUGCACGUGAAAUGAAUGGCGAUGCUAUGCAAAGAAUGUUACGACUUCCAUCGUCCGUUAUUAUUGUGAUAGCUAUUAAACUUUAAACAGCCAUCUUCGAUUUUUAAUAUUUUCUAUAGAAUUUCAUAACUUUUCAUAACUUUUGAUAGAAGAUUAAUUGGAUUAAGUGUAAGUGUACAUCUAAUUAUAGUAUCAAUAUAAAUUGCUACAUUUGUUAACAUGUUAUGCGACGAGGCUAGUUUAUUUUUCUUUCGUAAACUGUAUACGUGUAACUGUAAUGCUUACUUAUCGCAAACUGUAUACCGUAACGCAUACUUUUCAUGAUUCUUUUAGACAUACGUACUAUGCAGUUUGACCAAAAAUUAUCGUUCGCAAGUUGUAGACGUUCAAAGUAAAAAGUUCCUCUUUUGCUUGGAUAGCGAAUAACUCGGUCAAUAAAAAUCAUACAACGAAAUCAAA
Molecule: messenger RNA, 3066 nt
Organism: Hylaeus anthracinus
Lineage: Eukaryota; Metazoa; Arthropoda; Insecta; Hymenoptera; Colletidae
Product: hemocyte protein-glutamine gamma-glutamyltransferase-like
Exons: 10
Coding region: 155-2296 (713 amino acids)
Biological process (GO): peptide cross-linking
Molecular function (GO): protein-glutamine gamma-glutamyltransferase activity
Source: RefSeq, a predicted model, not a curated record